AGCUGGUAAGGAGUUCUGCUGUGCCCUCUGCAGCCUGGAGGUGGAACUGGAGCUUUGAUCUCUGACCUGAAACCGUUUAAACGUCAUGAAAAUUACAUAAAAUCUUUAUCUGGUUCUUCAACUUUACCGGUCGUCGAAAUCUCCGAUCGGCAGUGCUGGAUUAUGGGGGAUGCGGCAGUAGCGAAGCGUCGGGAGCAGCUGACGCGUUGGUUGGGCUCCAGUACCGACAGAGAGCCGGCGGUGCCGCGGAGUCGCUGGAGUGGAGAAACAAUCACCGGAGCUCCUGAUGGAGGCGGUAAAGACACCAAUGAGCAGCAGAAAAAAAACAGGUGGCGAGUUAGAUUUGAGAAGACUGCAGAGUUCCUAGCAGUGUGUGCUAGUGGUGACACCGAGGAGGCAAAGGAGAUGCUGAGAGAAGCGAGAGUACAGAAUGGAGAGGAUGAUAUGGUUAACUGUGCCAACACAGAUGGAAUAACAGCUUUACACCAGGCCUGUAUCGAUGGCAGUAUGGAGUUGGUGGAGUUUCUUCUGUCUCAGGGUGCCAGUGUUAACCAGGUGGACAGUGAGGGUUGGACUCCUCUUCAUGUGGCUGCAUCAUGUGGAAACCUGGAGAUAACGGAAUUUCUGCUCAGGCAUGGUGCAUCUCUCUGUGCGGUGAACUGUGAUGGUGAUGUGCCAAUGGACAUUGCAGAGGAUGAGGCCACAGAGACACUGCUGCAAGAACACUCAUUGACACAGGAGAUGGAUGUGGAGGCAGCUAAGCGGGCAGAAGAGGAGUGGAUCAUGCGUGAUGCCCGCCACUGGCUCACAAACGGGCUACCUGCUAAUGUCUGCCACCCCCGGACUGGUGCUACUCCCUUACAUGUAGCAGCAGCUAAAGGAUAUCUGGAGGCCAUUAAAUUGUUGUGUCAGUGUGGUCUGGAUGUGAGUGCUAAGGACUAUGAUGGCUGGACUCCUCUCCAUGCUGCGGCUCACUGGGGUCAAAGUGAAGCAUGCCGUCUGCUCGCUGAGCAACUGUGUGACAUGGAGGCCCAUAGUAACGGGGGUCAGACUCCAUUUGAUGUGGCGGAUGAGAGUGUUGUGUCUUUACUGGAAGAACUGUCUCAAAGACAAGCUAAUUGGAGGACUGAACAGGCACUUAUUGAGCUACAAAAUUCACAGAUCUCAAAUGCCAACACUGCAAACAAGAAACGCAGGAGCUCUGUGUGCCGGAUGAGCAGCAGGGACAAAAUAAAUGUACAGGACCAGUCUAAAGAACGAGGAGUCUCAGGAGGCCUGGGACUCAACGAUGAGAGAGAAAGCAGCCCAGAAAGUUCAACAGUGUCGACACCAGAGAGCAUUGUUCCUUCUUCAGGGACCACUGAGGAUAAAGAAGUCAAGGUGAAUGAUCAGGACAGAGCGAGUCGCACAGCUGUUGUGCAGCCCACCCUUCAAAGGCAGGAGUCAACUCCUGAGAGCCCCAGUAAUGCCUCUAGUGACGGAAAGAAGUUUCAGGCUCCAGUGAGAGACGAGGAGUCCGAGUUUCAGAGGAAAGCUCGCUCGCGUCUCAUGCGGCAGUCACGACGAUCAACACAGGGAGUAACACUGACGGAUCUUAAGGAAGCAGAACGGAGCAUUGUUAAGAUCAAUGAACCUCAGCACCUCAGUGUUCAGCCUGUGAGUCCCAACAUCACACUAACACCAGCUGAGAGAGACACAGAGCCAGUGAAGGAAUCUGGAGAUGCACAGACAAGAUUAGGAGUGAAAGACCGCAGGAAAGGGAGGAAAGAGAGACGCUCAACUGGUAUCGUUCAGCUGCCUGAAGAGACGGAUGAAAUGGAUGCAAACGAAGAUGCUGAACAAGACAACAGAACAAGUGUUCCUCAGUUAGAUGAUUCCAGACACUCUUCUCUGGAUUAUAGAAAAUUGUAUCGGCAGGUGUUGCAAGAGAAUGGAGAUCUAAAAGAGAAGCUUCAAGAAACUCAACUGCACUUAAAUGAGAGUAAAGUUGAGCUUGAGAAACUCAAACAGAAUCAAGAGAAUGGAUCAGACAGACCAGCCCUGCUGGAGCUGGAGAGAUUUGAAAAGAAACGUCUUCAGCGGAGAGCAUCUGAGUUAGAAGAUGAACUCAAAGUGCUCGUGGAUUUGCGUGCUGACAACCAGAGACUGAAAGAUGAAAACGCAGCUCUCAUUCGUGUCAUUAGUAAGCUGUCUAAAUGAAUCUUUGGGUUCUUCAAAUUUUUUUCCUGAAUUCCUUGGGAAAGUUGCUGUCCCAUUGUCUGCCCAAAGAACUGCACAACAUUUUUCUAUCCCUCUCUCAUCUCUGGGACAUAUGCCCCUGCCUGGGGUGGUUAAACUACUGUUCUUCAAAUUAGUAUGUACAUAUGUAAGGCCUUGUUAGCUGCCACUCUAGACCCAUCAAAACUGGAAUUUUCAAUGACUCUAGAACUCAAGUCCAUCUGCUGUUCAGCUACUCUAGAUAAAGGUGUUCAGUUCUGAUUCAGGGUGUUCUUGUAUCAUUUGUAAUGUUAUUGAUUUCUUUUGUGCAAUGUGAUUGCUGCUUUUUUAUUAAUAGCACAGAUAAGACUCACAGCUUUAAUGUUCUUUAAAAUUCUGCAGACUAGCGAUCGCACUUAGUUCAUGCCCUUAUUGUGCCCUACACUGCACUGCACUGAUGAAAAUUUUAUUGAUUAAUUUGAAGUUUCAGUUCAGGUUUACUGUUCAGUUUCACUUAGAGACAGCUACCAUUGCAAUCAUUGCCUUUUAGCAGGUACCUCUAGAAGAUAGAUAAAUCAAGAUUUUAGGAUAUACAGAAAGUAGAAUAUUUUUCAUUAAUAACAAAAACUAUAUAUUACAGAUCAAAGAAAUGUAAUGUUAACAGAACAGGUUAAUGUACAUUGAAAUAGAAAUGACAUUUUAAUAUAUUUUCAUAUACAUUCAUAUUUGAAUGUACAUAAACCACUGAUCUGUUAAGCAGUAUGUAACAUUUGUUAAAGGCUUAUAACUGAAACUGCAGUGUUACCAGACUUACAAAUGUUUAAACUGAGCUUUUUAAAUAGCUGGGCAAUGCCAUCAUCAUUUUAGCGUAAAAAAAUCAUUUUAAUAUUUCUUGAAAUGGUAAGCAAAAUAAAUAAAGGAAAAAAAUGUGCCAAACAGUAACAACAUUUGCUCAGGGGUCUUUUAGUGAGACAGUAGAUGGUCUUGGGGUAGUGUGUCUUUUUUCUCAGUAUAUCUGGGUUUCUCAGUUUUUUUUCUCAGUAUAUCUGGAUUAACACUGUACUUUAGCUGGCUACUGUUCUUUGGACCAAACAGGCAUUUGUAUGGAUCUAUUUCUCUAUUAUUGCAUAUUUAUGAAUAUAUUAUACAUGGUGAAUUUUGAUGCUGUUGUGUUCUGCCAGUGGUGUAAUCUCUUUUUAUUAGGAAGAGACACAAAAGUGUUUUGUACUGUGACUAUGAGUUUUGUCCUAAACCAAACUGGCGCCAUAGGUCAAAGCUUUUAAAGGUUUACCACUGUUUUUUUUUUCUCCUAAAAUUAUUGCUUUCAGGACUUAAGCAUUUGUUCAUCCAGCAAGUGUAUUUUGCCAAAAAUGUGCCUUUCUAUAUAAUUAUAUAGAUAGAAUAUAUCUCUGUUGCUUUGUUAAAAAUGUUAGAGUCUCUCUCUGACAAAUAAAGAUGAAUGCAAAUGGUUGGGUAACAACCAUUAAAAUAA
This is a messenger RNA of Cyprinus carpio (common carp), 3688 nucleotides long. RefSeq names its product protein phosphatase 1 regulatory subunit 12C-like. Gene Ontology annotation, biological process: signal transduction. Gene Ontology annotation, molecular function: protein kinase binding; enzyme inhibitor activity; phosphatase regulator activity. Lineage: Eukaryota; Metazoa; Chordata; Actinopteri; Cypriniformes; Cyprinidae. Gene Ontology annotation, cellular component: cytoplasm. The record is from RefSeq and is a predicted model, not a curated record.